Molecule: messenger RNA, 627 nt
Organism: Podospora pseudopauciseta
Lineage: Eukaryota; Fungi; Ascomycota; Sordariomycetes; Sordariales; Podosporaceae
Exons: 1
Coding region: 1-627 (208 amino acids)
Source: RefSeq, a predicted model, not a curated record
AUGGGGGAAGCAGACCACCUCAAUGACAUUCCUCCCACCUUCUGCCACUGGGGCCUUUUCCCGCGCAACAUAAUGAUCUCGGUCAACCCAUCCACAUAUGAGCCCAAGAUAGAAGGGAUUCUUGACUGGGACUCGGCUCUAUUUGCGCCUGCCUUUAUGAUCUGUGAGCCCCCCGCGUAUCUGUGGAACAGCAAGUUGCGCGAGGAAGCAGCAGACGAAGAGUAUAAGGACUGGCAUAUCGACCUCACCUUUGGCCCUAUCACCGAGGAAGACAAAAAGGUCAAGAGAGUAUUUGAAGAGGCCGCUGGGGAGGAGUACGUGCGCUUUGCAUACGACCCAGUGUAUCCUCUGGCUCGCCGACUGUUUCAAUUUGGUAUGACAGGUAUCCACGGAAAUGUAGCAGAUGCCGAAUUUAACAAGCUGUUGGAAUACUGGGAAACCCUCAACAAAAUAACGAAACAGGUUGCUAGCAGGUUCACAGAAAGCAUGGAGAGCGUGGACAUGGAGCCUACUCAUCAGCAACCUGAUCAUCCCUCAUCGGAGGAGACAGCCUCAAACUCCGAAGCGGGGCCAAAAAGGUGGCUGAGAAGAGUCAAGGAGAGGCCCCAACGUUUCAUUAGCAUAUGA